AUGGCCCAUGGAUGCCUGGCAAGAGCUCGCAGCACCUCUUCUUCCUACGAGCCUAUCCCAGGCAUGAGAGCACGAAGAGUGACUACUACCAUUAUGCAGGUUUCCAUGAGCUUGCAAAAACAGUAUGGAAACCUCAAGUUAACUUGGGAAGAGCUGAAAACUAAUUCAUCAAGGAAAAUGUUAAACUUGAAAUCAUAUUUGUGUCUGAAAGGAGAAGAAACAAACAUGAAGAAUGAUGUAAAGUGUGCACUCUGCCCCACAAAUUGGUAUUUGAUUGGAGGCACGUGCUACUACAUUUCAAAAGGGUCAAAGUCUUGGCAAGAAAGUAAGAUGUUCUGUGAUGCAAGGAAUUCCACCCUCCUGAUCCUAAACGAGGAAAACAAAAAAUGGAUAAAAGAAUCCCUUCUAGAUGCACCCAACACAUAUCUUUGGAUUGGAAUAUAUAAGGAUAAAAGUGGCCAGUGGUUUUGGGUCAACGGAACACCUUUUGUGACGACUCCCAAAUGGUUUCACCCAGGCUCUAAGGAAGCGGAAUGUGCUUAUCUGUACUACAGAGAGAGCGUGUAUACCACAGCAGAGUGUAAUUCUCAUCAAUAUCAGUGGAUAUGUGAGAAGGCAGCCGCUGAACUGUCCGUAUAG
Elgaria multicarinata webbii is the source of this 639-nucleotide messenger RNA. RefSeq names its product CD209 antigen-like protein E. NCBI's taxonomy places the organism in Eukaryota, Metazoa, Chordata, Lepidosauria, Squamata, Anguidae. The record is from RefSeq and is a predicted model, not a curated record. The transcript has 5 exons. Bases 1 to 639 code for a protein of 212 amino acids.